Fonsecaea erecta is the source of this 765-nucleotide messenger RNA. RefSeq lists its product as hypothetical. NCBI's taxonomy places the organism in Eukaryota, Fungi, Ascomycota, Eurotiomycetes, Chaetothyriales, Herpotrichiellaceae. Gene Ontology annotation, cellular component: PAM complex, Tim23 associated import motor. Bases 1 to 765 code for a protein of 254 amino acids. The transcript has a single exon. Gene Ontology annotation, biological process: protein import into mitochondrial matrix. The record is from RefSeq and is a predicted model, not a curated record.
AUGUCCACCAGGGCUGCGAGGUUGGGUCUACAGCUGAUCCAGACUCGUCCGCUCAUAGCCCCGACGAAAAAGGCGUUGCCGACCUCACGACGCGAAAUAUCGUCGGCAACUCUCGUUGCGCAGAGCCGUCACCGAGUCUCAGCAUCGAAAUUCACACCUCUGGCUGCGAAUCCGCCCUCCUCAAGCUCGACGCCUUCCUCAUUCUUCACUCCCUCUCUGUGUCGGUCGAGAAAUGCAUCGACAGCUUCCGCCUCCACAACCUCCACAACACCGCCGUCCGCCUCCUCUCCCACUGCCCUAGAUUGGAACACCUUCUUCCGCCUACGAACUGUACGGCGCCGCUACGCCCUCACUUCCUCGAUCAUUACAUCUUUUGCUUCGACAACCGGAGCAUUGGUCGCAUUUUCCGAAAUCCCAGCCCUUGCUGAUAAUAUCACCAAAGUCAUUCCCACCGAUCCUGUCAUUGGUAUCGGGAUUGCAACAUUUGGAGCCACCUUCUUUGGCUGGCUGAUUGGCCCUGCUUUUGGAAACACCCUUUGGAGACUGUUGCAUCGGAGCCGUCUGCCAGAGUUCAACAAAAAAGAGCGAGAAUUUUUUGAGCGGAUCAAAAAACACAGAGUCAACCCAACUGGUGCGAGCACCAACAAUCCAGUGCCUGAUUUCUACGGCGAGAAAGUGGGAAGUGUGGCCGGCUAUCGACGGUGGCUAAAAGAUCAGCGUGCUUUUAACAGGAAGCGGGGAGGAAACUAUCCCCCGACGAUGUGA